GGAGUCAAUUAUAGAAAAAAUUAAAGAGAUGAAGAAGGUGGAAAUUAAAAAGAAAAUUAAAGAAUUUAUAAAAAUUAUAAAAGAAUUACAAAAUAAAGGAAUUAAAGAAAUAAUUAAAUAUUUAGAAAUUACUGAUGAUGAAAAAAUGAAAAUGAGAGAAAAAGCUGAGGAAUAUGAUAUUUUGGAUAUUUUUCAUAAAAUUUUAGUUCAAAAAAGAAAUCAAGAAUUUUUACAUUUAAUGUCUAAAGAGAGAGGGAAUAUUCGAUUUAAACUUGAAAAUUUUGAGAUGGAACGAAGAAAUGAGCGUUUUUGUUAUAAAUUCCAUGAAGUUAGAGGCUGCAAAAUAGAUUUGUCCGAACUUUACGUAAAAUACAAGCCAACUGAAGUAUUUGGAUUAAAUUUAGCACGAAGCUAUUUGCCAUCAAGUCAUUGGAUUAAACCUGAUUUAGAGGAUGUUAAUCUAUAUAAAGAACUUUGGCAUUCUGAUAACAAAUUGGAUUUACUUCCUGACCAUGACAAAGAAAAUGAUAAACAUCGAGUAAUAAAUCGUUGCUCAUUUUAUGGUAAAUAUCAUGUGCAUAAUGGUUACCCACUCAAUCCAGUGGCUCGAACAGGUUUUAAAGGCCGUGGAUCGUUUGGUCAGUGGGGGCCAACUAAAGGAGCUGGAGCGAUUUUAUAUGUUAAUAAUAAAGAAGAUUUUAAUAAAUUUGAGUUUCUUGGUGUUGAAAAUGGCAAAUAUGAGAAAAAAUCGUAUAUCGUCACGCCGGGUGGAUUUGUAGACAUGGGAGAGGAAUUUGAAUAUUCUGCAAAGAGAGAAUUAAUAGAAGAAGCUUUUGGAUUAAAGAAAAAAAGAAACAAAGAAGAAUUUGAAAAAAUGGAAGAAAUUAUUGGUAAAGGAGAAUUAGUUAAAUUUGGUGGUGCUGAAUUAAGUCAGGUAACAGAAUAA
Molecule: messenger RNA, 946 nt
Organism: Meloidogyne enterolobii
Lineage: Eukaryota; Metazoa; Nematoda; Chromadorea; Rhabditida; Meloidogynidae
Source: the annotation of a GenBank genome assembly